Messenger RNA from Leptosia nina, 567 nucleotides. The record is from the annotation of a GenBank genome assembly. NCBI's taxonomy places the organism in Eukaryota, Metazoa, Arthropoda, Insecta, Lepidoptera, Pieridae.
AUGGGUUGUCAGUUGGGUAAGCUGGCAGCGUCGGAAAGGAGGGGUGGUAACGACGUUUUGGCUGACGGGCCACCGCCCAAAACGGAUCCCAGGCUACCCUUGACAGCUAAGCAGAAGUACUCCAUGGUAGCGUCCUGGAAGGGAAUUUCCAGGGCCAUGGAGAAAACUGGGAUUUGCAUGUUUAUUAAACUCUUCGAAGAGAACCAGGACCUCUUGAAUAUGUUCGAGAAAUUUCGACAGUGCAGAACAAAAGAGGAACAAAUAAACUCCAUGGAGUUAGCGGAACACGCCAAUAACGUUAUGAAUACCCUGGACGAGGGGAUAAAGGGGCUGGACGAUUUGGACAAUUUCUUUGAGUAUAUACACCAAGUUGGAGCCAGUCAUAGGCGGAUACCUGGAUUUAAAGUAGAAUAUUUUUGGAAAAUCGAGGCACCAUUCCUAGCCGCUGUAGAGGCGACCUUAGGUGAUCGCUAUACGCCCAACGUUGAGAACAUCUAUAAAAUAACGAUAAAGUUCAUACUACAGACUCUAGUUGAUGGCUACGAGAAAGCAAAGCCUUCGACGUGA